UUAUAUUAGUUCAUACUGGUAUUCAUUGGUAAAUGAAGAGGGAGAAAUUACACACACACAAACACACACACGUGUUAGGCUUUUAUUUGUGCACAUAACAUUGAAACUAUCUAUGGAGUGUGUGGUGGCUGCUUCAUCAGUUGGAGCUUCUUCCACAGGCUUAGGCUGCUUUAUUAUUUUUUUUUUUAUUAACCAUCAGAUGGCGUUGUUUUCGACACUCUGUAAGCUUUUAAUCUUUUCCCGGGGCAGUCAGGGUAAAGCCUCCAUGCUUUAUGAGGCUACUUGACUGUCAUUUCUAGCAAAACCCCGAACUGUCAAUCACCUCAUCAACCACGGGCAUUUAUUUAUUUUUCAACAGAUAACUCCUUUAUCGUAAGGAAAGAUAUUGGGGGAAAUAUCAAUUUCAACCGAAAGUGUAAAAACAAUUUUAAGUAAGAACAAUACUCCCAGUCAAUCAUUUGUGGUGAUGUAACUUUAAAUGUAAGUUUAGGGUCUGGCGUUUUUUCUACGUACUUCCGUUCUUUUCUUGGGAAAGAGCCUAUUGAAAACACCUACUUCCGGUCUGUGGGGCGACUCUGAAUCAUGGGGCGAAUCAGAAACGCCAGCAGGCGGAACAAUUAUGGGCCUUGUUCGACUAUUAUGAUUUCCCAACACUGAAGCUGGAGCGCUGAACUGAACUGGUCAAGGCUGAAGUUGGAGCCAAACCUUACAACGUGCAUGAUCAACAUUUGGAUCGGUUAAUAACGUGGGAAAUUCUGUGGAAUAGUUGUCCGAUUCCACCUGUCCUAUGGCAUGGCUUUUGAAGAACUUGAUUUUCUUCUAAACUCCAAGAAACUGGGAACUUUGUAAGUUGUACAAGACACCUUAACGUUCGAAGGGGUGCUUUUCCUAAAAAAAUAAAAAUGGAUCAGCAAGCAGCUGGUGCGGAGGACCCCAAUAAGCAACCGAAAAAGAAAUCAAAUGAUGAUGAUAGUAAGAACAAAAAGCUGAAUAUACAAAUUAAAACAUUGGCUGAUGACAUGCGUGACAGGAUUACAAGCUUUCGAAAGCAGGGCACAAAGAAGGAGAAGCCCGUUAUCCAGCACCCAACAGACCCCGUCUCCACGCCUUCUGAGCUACCUGUACCGCAGCCACUUUUUGAUGAGCGUUCAUUGAACCUCUCUGAAAAAGAGAUUGUUGACUUGUUUGAAAAGAUGAUGGAGGAUAUGAACCUGAAUGAAGACCGUAAAGCCCCUCUACGUGAAAAGGACCUGAGCACUAAACGAGAGAUGGUUGUCCAGUACAUCUCUGCCACAGCUAAAUCUAUAACUGGGAGCAAAGUGGCGGGGGGCCUGAGAAACAGCAAGCAUGAGUGUACGCUGUCAUCACAGGAAUAUGUGCAUGAGCUGCGUUCUGGCAUUACUGAGGAGAAAUUGCUCAACUGCCUUGAGUCUCUGCGUGUGUCUCUAACCAGCAAUCCUGUCAGCUGGGUGAAUAAUUUUGGCCAUGAGGGUCUUGGACUGCUUUUGGAUGUACUGGAGAAGCUUCUUGACAAGAAACAACAAGAGGUCAUUGACAAGAAGAACCAACACAAACUCAUCCAGUGCCUCAAAGCCUUCAUGAAUAAUAAGUAUGGAUUGCAAAGGAUACUUGGGGAUGAGCGAAGCCUUCUCCUUCUGGCCAGGGCUAUUGAUCCCAAGCAGCCGAAUAUGAUGACAGAGAUUGUGAAGAUCCUGUCUGCAGUCUGUAUUAUUGGAGAGGAGAACAUUCUGGAUAAGAUCCUGGCAGCCAUGACAAUUGCAGCCGAGAGAAACAACAAAGAGAGAUUCGCUUCAAUAGUAGAGGGUCUGGAGAACCACGAUGCUCAGCAGCUUCAGACAGCCUGUAUGCAACUAAUCAAUGCCCUAGUCACCUCUCCGGAUGAUCUGGACUUCAGAAUCCAUUUACGGAAUGAGUUUCUGCGCUGCGGCCUGAAGAAGAUCCUGCCAGAGCUGAAGGAGACAGAAGAAUUGGACAUUCAGCUGAAGGUGUUCAAUGAGAAUAAGGAGGAGGAUUCUAUUGAGCUCUCACACCGGCUUGAUGACAUCCGCACAGAGAUGGAUGAUAUGGAUGAGGUUUACCAUAUUCUGUCCAACAUGGUGAAAGAUACAGGCUCAGAGUCCUAUUUCCUAUCCAUUCUUCAGCACUUGCUGCUCAUCAGGAAUGACUACUAUAUCAGACCUCAAUACUACAAGGUGAUUGAAGAAUGUGUGGCUCAGAUUGUUCUUCACCGGAGUGGAAUGGACCCUGACUUUGGUUACAGAGAGCGACUAGAUGUAGACUUCACCCAACUCAUUGAUCAGUGUGUAGAUAAGGCCAAGUUGGAGGAGAGUGAACAGAGAGCAGCUGAAUUCUCCAAAAAGUUUGACGAGGAAUUCAGUGCACGACAGGUGGCACAAGCUGAGUUGCAGAAACACGAGGAGAAAAUCAAAGAGCUGGAGGGGAAGAUCACCUCCAUCCAGAGUCAGGUUGCAGCUGGAGGCACUCAAAGAGUUCUAUUACCAACAGAACCACCUCCUCCUCCCCCUCCACCAGGAGCACCCCCUCCACCAGGAGCACCCCCUCCACCUCCUCCUCCCCUUCCAGCAAGUCUGGGACCUCCACCACCACCACCACCACCACCUGGCUUUGGUCUGCCACCUCCACCCCCUCUUCCUGGAGGAGUUCCUGCACCUCCUCCACCUUUCUUUGGAGCUCCAGGUCUCCCUCCUAUACCAGCUGUCCAAAAACUACCUUAUGGCCUACAGCCCAAGAAGACUUAUAAACCUGACACAGCAAUGAAGAGGGUCAACUGGUCCAAGAUAGUGCCUCAGGAGAUGGCAGAGAAUUGCUUUUGGAUCAAAGUCAAAGAGGAGAAAUUUGAGAACCCGGAUCUAUUUGCCCAACUCUGUCUCAUUUUCUCAUCCAAGUCCAGAGUGAAAAAGGAUUUGGAGGAAACAGAUAACAGAAUGACACAAUUUAAGAAAAAAGCAAAAGAGUUGCGAAUCCUGGAUGCCAAAACGGCCCAAAAUCUGUCCAUUUUCCUUGGAUCGUUUCGAAUGCCUUAUGAUGAGAUCCGGGAUGUUGUCCUGGAGGUGGAUGAGGAGAAGCUGAGUGAGGCGUUAAUCCAGAACCUGAUCAAGAAUCUCCCUGAACAGAAGGAGCUGAGCUCUCUUGCUGAGCUGAAGAGUGAGUACGAGGAGCUGUGCGAGUCAGAGCAGUUUGGCAUUGUGAUGAGCUCAGUGAAGCUAUUGCGCCCUCGUCUGAAUGGAAUCCUGUUCAAGCUGACGUUCGAGGAGCAAGUAAACAACAUCCGUCCUGACAUCAUGAACGUCACCUUUGCAUGUGAGGAAGUGAAGAAGAGUGAGAGCUUUAGCAAGCUCCUGGAAUUGGUACUGCUUGUGGGAAACUACAUGAAUGCAGGCUCCAGAAAUGCCCAGACUUUUGGGUUUAACAUCAACUUCCUCUGCAAGCUACGGGACACAAAGUCAACAGACCAGAAUACAACACUAAUGCAUUUCUUGGCUGAGAAGUGUGAGGAGAUGUAUCCACAGAUCCUGAAGUUCCCUGAUGAGCUGGAGCAUGUGGAGAAUGCCAGCAAAGUGUCUGCUCAGACCCUGAAAGCCAGUUUGGACUCAAUGGAGUGUCAGAUCCAGAGGCUGGAGAAUGACAUCCAGAACUUCCCCAAGACAGAUGACAAGCAGGAUAAGUUUGUGGAAAAAAUGUCCGGUUUCUCCAAACAUUCACGAGAGCAGUACGAAAAGCUCUCCACCAUGCACAGGAACAUGCAGAAGCUCUAUGAGACCCUGGGAAGCUACUUUGCCUUUGACCCACACUCCAUUAGCAUUGAGGACUUUUUUGGGGACCUGGCUAACUUCUGCACCCACUUCAUGGAGGCUGUGAAGGAGAACCACAAGAAGAGGGAGAUGGAGGAGAAGAUCAAGCGAGCCAAGCUAGCGAAGGAGAAAGCUGAGCGGGAAAAGCAGGAACGGCAGCAGAAGAAAAAGCAACUGAUUGACAUGAACAAAGAUGGAGAAGAGACAGGUGUGAUGGACAGCCUGAUGGAGGCCCUGCAGUCUGGUGCAGCCUUCCGUGACCGCAGAAAAAGAACGCCACGCGCUGACAACCGUCGCACUGGUUUGGAAAGAUCACGCUCCCGGCAUAACACAAACACUAUGGGUCGAUGAUCACAGUCCGUCUGUGCACAUUAGCCAAGUGCCAAAGACCUAGGAGUGGGUGCACACUGGAGGUAAAAUAUGGAUAGCUCACAUUUGUAUGUGCCUUCCAGCGUGGCAGGAUCCUCACAACACAUACACACACACAAAAAAACAAAAAACAACAAAAAAACGAUCUUCAUAAGUGAAGACUACAAACUUCACAGAAUUGCUACUGUUACACUGCCUUACAUGUGCAAUCUGUGUAUUCCUUUCAUAUUAAAAAUUUCCUUAACAUAUUGUUUUAAAUUUCCUUCAAAUCUAUUAUUGUCAUUUUCCUGAUUGUGAUGGGUUUGCAUUCAUCUUUAUGCUUCCCAUAAUGCUAAUACAGGGUGUCCCAAAAGUCUCAAUACAUAGGGGACUAUGUAUGCCAGCACCAUAUCAGUUGUGCCUUCGUCAGUGGAUGUUCAUGGAGGUCCACUUCACGGUUGGUCCGCAACACUUCCAGUCUUUAUUAAUUUGUUAAUAAGUUUGUAAGUUUGGCAACACUAGUUGUGUGUGAUGUGCUUGCCAUGUUUCCUGUUAAAGUUCAUCACAUCCUUGUGACAGCUUCCCAAUCCAGCCAUGAGAAUGUUUGCAAUUCAUUCUUCUUUUGUCAUUCUUAAAGGCUAUCUGGGGAAAAUAUAUAUGUGUGUGUGUGCGUGUGCGUGCGUGCGUGCAUGCGUGAGUGCGUGCGUGCGUGUGCAUAUGCUUGCGUGCGUGUGCAAAACUUUUGGAAGACCUUUGUAUGGAGACUUUUGGGACACCCUGUAGUUUCCUGUUGUACAUGAAUGUUUGAGUAGGUUUGAGUGGUUAAUGUUUUUUAUUAUUUGACAAGUACAUAUAAAAUUGUAGUCGAUUAAAUGAUCUACAAUUGUGUAUGGCAGGACAGAACUAUAUGUAUACAAAGGACUCAUUUGCUGCCAUUAAUUGAACAAAACCUUGGCCUGAUUUGUACUCUGAUUUUCAUUCCCUUACCUGUUCACCCAUCUUUCAGUUUCAACUUAUACUGAUCAUUAUAUUCUCUCUAUAUAAAAUGGAAUUUAAUUUUAGCCUCAUUAAUAUAUGGUAUAUGAGAUUUGUCUUAGAGAUUUACACAUGACUGUUUUUUAUAAAUUCCACUUGUGCCAGCUCAACCAGUUAUUUUUUUUUUUUGUAACCCCCUGUGAUAUUUUCUAAUGAACUUACUUGGUUCUGUAUCAUCAAAACAUGAAGAAACUUAAACCACAGCGUCUUUGAAGAUAAAGCAUUUAUUGUCUAUAAAUGAAUCAAGUAAACUGUACGAGCACCCUGCCACAUCCAUGCACCCAUGUUAAUCAGUUUAUAACAUGAGUUGUUAGUCAUAUCUGACCACCCACUCUCCUAUACGUAUGAAAGUAAGCUCUUUCAUGAGCUUAUUAUUGGGUCCCAUAGGAUCCCCGUGCUGAUGCACAUUUUUUAUUUGUCUGGCAAAUAACACUUUUUUUUCCUUUGAAUCUGGAGUAGCAUAAAAGAUGAAAAUGCUAUAUAUAAACACUUUAAGCAUAUCCUUUAAGCAUGUCCCAUGUCAGAGGUUAGUUAGAAGAUAGUGAGAACUGUUGUAUUAGAGUAACUUGAGGUAAAUAAGUAUUGCAGUUUUUAUAUUUUAUGAUGCAGUGUAAUUUCUGUCUUGUUUGGUUCUCUGUUGUGAAACAGAGAAGUUUUUAAUCAAAAAAUAUCAAUAAGUGCUGACUUGUGUGAUCCAUUGGCUGCAUUUAAGCGCUUGUUGGUUGACCCAGCCUGCCCAAGCACUUAGUCUCAAACUUUCCAGUCCUUCCCUGCUUUUUGAAAAGUGUUAUAUGUCCAGAAUCAAGAAAAGUUCAAGUAGUUUUGUUCACUGCACAUUUUUCAUGUUUCAUGUUUGUAUUUCACCCUUCAUAGAAGUAUUUAGCCAUAAUUUAACUCAUUGUUAAGAUGUGCUGCUGUAUCCUUGAGAGGGGUAAUGACAGAAAAGAUUCAUGUAUACAUGUAUACACAUGACAUUGUAGCUGCCUCUAAGUGGAAUUCAUUAUUAAAAUCACACUUUAGCCCCAUCUGCCUUUUUCUCGUUGUUUGAAUAGCUGCUUGCUAUCAUAUCUUUUUUUGUUAUUAUUAUUAUUAUUAUUAUUAUUAUCAUUAUUAUUAUUAUUUAAGUAAAUCACACUGUGCAAUCAAAACAAAGGUAUUGGCUGUUAUGAAUCUUUUGUGGGCACUAACAACACAGCUUAUUUCUGCCAAUGUAUUAUGCAUGGCUAUAGAGACAUAAUCUUUGUUAUAAUAGAGUAGCAAAAAUUCCACUCUUAUGCUAUGACUAUCCUUAAGCUGCAAGAUGCACUGCUUUUAGGACAUUUUCAUCCAGUUUUGUUGUUAUUCAAUAAUCAAGGAGCAGCAAUGAGUUCAAGAUGUAGAAAGGCUGGAAAUUUUCCAACUUUCAUGUAUACACAUGACUUAAAAAUGUUAUUAAUCGUACUUAAAUAGCAAGUUUAUUACUACGCUUUUACUGAAGGUAUUAAAAGAAUAAUUUGAUCAUCUUAAAUAGACCUGUUAAAAUUCACACAUUAAUAUAAUAUAAAAUAAAGUGAUUGUUGCUUAUUGUAACUGAAUACAUUUUAAACAGGAUGUCAUUGAAGCAUGUAUGUGUUUUGAAGCAUUUGAAAUGUGUACAGUUUACAACUAGAGAUAGCCAAUAUGAUUCACUAUAGCUAUAGAAAAGAAAUCCAAGUAAAUAUAUAGAAAAAAAUAGAUAAAAAUAAAGUGUUUCAGUAUAGUGUUGGACAGCUUUAUAACAUCUUGCAUAAGUAUUCACCCACACUGAAUGUUUCCACAUUUUGUAGUGUUUCAACAUGAAAUUUAAAUAUACUUAAUUGGGAUUUUUACCAUUUAAUUUACAAAAUAUGUCUAACAUUUUAAUGUGUAAAAUGUGGAAGAAAAAAAAAACAGUUUAGGGAAAGGAAAUAGAACUACCUGUAAGUCUUUUGGGAUAUGUCUCUGUCAGCUUUGCAGAUCUGGAUCCUGAUAUUUUUGCCUAUUUUUGUAAAAGUUAUAUCAGUUUGGGUUAGGUAGAGACCACUGCUGAGCAGAUAUUUUGAAGUAUUGCGACAGAUUUUCAAUCAGCUUGAGAUCUGGGUUUUGACUGGGCCAUUAACACAUUCAGGCUCUUGGUUAUGAACCAUUCCAGACCAUCUUUGGCAGUAUGCUUAAGGCCACUGUCUUGUCAAAAGUUGAACCCCAGCCUUAGUCUCAAGAAUAUAUUUUCUUAAAGGAUUGACCUGUAUUUGGCUUCUUCUAUCUGACCAGAUUUCCAGUUGGUGCUGAUUAAAAAGCAUCCCCAUGCUUCACUGUAUAGAUGUUGUUCUCAGACUAAUGGGUUUUUUCUCGGCACCCUUCAAUGUAGCGUAUCUGAGCUAUAGUUGUCCUGUGAACGGCUUCUCCCAUCUGAGCUGUGGUUCUUUCCAGCUCCUUCAGAGUUACCCUUGGCCUCUUGGUUGCUUCUGGUUAGUUCCUUACUCGGUCACUAACUUUUGGUCCUCUAGUGUGUAGUUUAGUUCCAUUGAUUAAUUUGGUUUAACCAAACACAGAUUGAUACACUUCAAAAACUAUGUAAGACUUGUUUUGAUAGCUUCUUGUUUUUCAUUUAUAUUAACAGCAUUUGGCAGGCGCCCUUAUCCAGAGUGACUUCCAUUCAUCUCAAUAACACAACUGAGCAGUUGAGGGUUAAGGGCCUUGCACAAGGGCCCAGCAGUGGCAGAUUGGUGGUGCAGGGAUUUGAACUAACAACCUUGUGAUCCUACUUGUGAUGCUUGUGAUUACCUACUAAGCUACCAUUUUCACAAUCAGAUGUAUGACGCGUCAAAUGUUGGACGUGUCAUCAUUUUUUUCAGUAAAUAUAUUUCCUAUACUUAUUUCCCCCACUGUAUGUAUGGAAUGCCAUGUCCCUUGCCAUGUGGCUUUGUGAAACAAGUUAAAUAAAAUUAUUUAAAUUAAUGGCAUAUUUCUUAUUAAAAAUUAUUUCAAUAAUAAAAAUUAUUGAAUCACUUAAUGUUGAAGAACAAAUCAUGGAAUCACCUUGUAAUUUGCAUUUCAAAACAAAUAUCAGCAAGUCUAAAAGUGCUAAUUAAUUUGCAGUUAAGAGAAUGCUCAUAGACCUUACAGACUUUAACCUUGGAAUUUUUAAAAAGGAAACCCGGCCCCAACAAGAGAGUUGUCAAUUAAAACAAUGGAAAAGAUUUUAAAACUCCUUCAAGAAGGAAAUCCAGCAUAUAGUGUGGCAAAAGAUGUUGGUUGUUCCCAGUCAGCUGUGUCUAAAAUGUGGUGCAAGUAUAAACAAAAUGGGAAGGUUAUAAGAGGAAAACAUACGGGUAUACCAAGGAAGACAUCAAAGCAUCAGGAUACAAAACAAAGCAAUAUGCCUUGUAAAUAGAAAAUGCACAACAAAACAGAUUAAAACAAAUGGGUGGAAAUAGGAGUCAAUGUUUGUGACAGAACUGUAAGAAAUUGGUUGAAUGAAAUAGGAUUUACAUAUAGAAAAGUCAAACGAAAACCAUAUAGAAAAGUCAAACGAAAACCAGCACUAACACCUUACCAGAAGGAAACAAGGUUACAGUGGGCUAAAGAGAAGCAUUCGUGGAGUGUGAAUGAUUGGAUGAAAUUGAUAUCUACAUUAGCCAAGGAAAUGAUGAACAAAAUGAACUUUUGUCUGGUACUGUUCUAAUGAAACAUAAAGAUUAGUGCCAGAAGAAAACAAUCAAAUUCCUGUUCCCAUUUAUGAUAUGGGGUUGCAUGUCAGGUAAUUGACCAGGAGAGACCUCAACAGUCAAUACACGGGUGUACACUGAAAUUUUGGACACUUUUCUCAUUCCAUCGAUAGAAAAUAGGUUUGAUGAUGUGAAAGCUUUUCUUCAGGAAAGACAUAUCUCAAUGACAUGGCCAGCAAACAGUCCGGAUCUCAAUCCAAUUGAAAAGUUGAAAACCUGGUAAAAGAAAAAUACAAGGCUCCAUGCUGCAAAGCUGAUCUGUCAUCCGCUCUAUGAGAAAAUUGGAACCAGCUUGAUGGAGAUUAUUGGUAAAUGGUCUGCACUUACAUUGUGUCUUUUAACCAUACUAACCAGUAAUGUUCUUUACACCUGUACACCUGUUCUACAAUGUUCUUUACACCUGUUUUUCAUUCACCCUUUCACACACACACACACACCAAAGGCAAGGUAGCCUGCCAUCAGAGGCAACUUGGGGUUGUCUUUCCAAGGACGCUUUGGCAUGUGGUGUCACGUGGACUGGGAAUUGAACCACCAAUGAUGUGAUUAGUGGACAACCCACUCUACCACCUGAGCCACAGCUACCCUACAAAUGUUGUUUUUCAUUAGUGAAGUCCAUGCCUCAAAGCAUUCAGGCUGUCUUAAAAUCCUGAGGAGGAGCAACAGAGUACCAAUUAUGAUUUUUUUUGUGUUGAUUAUUCCAUAUUUUCUUCCUCAACAUUGAGUGAUUCCAUAAUUUUUUUCUUAUACUUGAUCUCAAAGAACAGAUGCUAUUAAUUAAAACUAUUUAAUUUAAUUUGUUUGAGGUAAGUACUUAAUACAGACACUUUCUGUCAAAAUGUCUGAUUGAUUUAUGCCCCUAUGUAAUUUAUGAUCCUCCUUGUUCCCCUGGCUGGCAGUUCUGUAGGUUGUGUAAAUUUAUUACCUCUGGUAACCUUAUUGAUCUUUAUGUGUGUGUGUGUGUGUCUGUCUGUCUGUGUGUGUGAGAUAAUGGACAUGGACCCAGGUUUUCUGGGUCUGUGUUGAGCAGGAUACUCCGAAUGAUUACGAUGUGUUUAUGUUAAUGAGUUUAGUGUGAACCCUGCUUUUUACAGUUUAUUCCACACAGUGCAUACAUUUGUGGUAGAAGUGAAUAUUUGUUUCUGAAAUUACUUUUCCAGUAAGUAUUGUUUAUUUUGAAGUGUAAGCAUACUUCAAGAGAAUAUGAUUGUUGUAAGAAAGUGUAUCAAAUGGUUAGCUAUGAUACGCAUGUGUAUUAAUGUGGUCGUUCCAUUUUGUGUAACUAGGCCAUCAGAAAAUACUAGACAUGAUGACUGAAUGUGUAUGUUGUAUUAGAAUUGUGGACAUAACGUGUAUGUGUAUGUGUAUGUAUAUGGCUGAUUUAUGUGUAAUCACAUUGUCAAGAAAUGAACAGACUGAUGUUUGUGAAAUUAUUUAAACAUUUGUUGAUUACAUUCUUGAGAAAAACACUGUGAUGUGUAUAAAAUUUCUACAGUCCCUCGAUGUUGUAUGAUACCGUUGUUCUCUUUUAUUGAAAUAAAUAC
Molecule: messenger RNA, 10482 nt
Organism: Ictalurus furcatus (blue catfish)
Lineage: Eukaryota; Metazoa; Chordata; Actinopteri; Siluriformes; Ictaluridae
Gene: diaph2
Product: diaphanous-related formin 2
Exons: 29
Coding region: 903-4184 (1093 amino acids)
Biological process (GO): actin filament polymerization; actin cytoskeleton organization
Cellular component (GO): actin filament; cytoplasm
Molecular function (GO): microtubule binding; small GTPase binding; actin binding
Source: RefSeq, a predicted model, not a curated record